AUGGGAGAAGACUUCCACGCGCACCAGGGUCGGUUUCCUCGCCUCCUGUCCGAUGACUACCGCAGGAGAGCUUUGUCCGGUGCUGCCAUCGGAAGCGAGCCACGCCAUCAAGCCUUUGCAAGGGGAUCAGCGCUCAUGGAUGAUGUUGUUAUCAAGUCUAGGCCGCCCCUUCAUACUACUAUGAUCCCAGAGCCGCUCCCAUAUCCACAGCUGCCAACUUGCCCUCCCACCCAGUAUAACUGGCAGGAUCCUAGAGGCAGGCAGGUCCCACACGGAUAUCCUGUUUCCCAGAGUCAUGAGCGCUACUUGCCUGAUACCCAUGGCAACUACGCCUUGCACCCGGUCAACACCCACGCUCCCCACACUCCCAUCUCCGAUCCCCGUAAGCCCGACUUCAGCUAUCAACCCGGGUAUGGCCCCGAGCACAGCUAUAACCCGAGGUCCAACGGAAACUUCGCGGGAGCGAGUUACCCAUAUCUUGCUUUUGAGAACAUCACAGCAACAAAAUUUUGGGGUCCUGGAUCAGGACCAGCACACAUCACGCCCCAGCCCCCUAUCACGGAAAGCUCAUCAAUCAGAGAAGAGCCUAGAAGAGAUCUUUGCAGCUCCCCUUACUUUGGCAACACUUCAGCUUCGAGCUCUCCCAGAACCCAUAAUGGACGCCAACACAGACGGUUACCGCUAAGCCGGCCGGCCAGCACGGGCACACAAAAUUCUACUCCUGUCAAGCCACGACGCUCAAAUAUGGGUGCGCGUCGCGACAUCCCCGGAACACCCAGUGUACAGAAUGUACACCCAUCUCCCCUUGGUACCACAAGCUCGUCUUCCUAUCAUCGAUAUAGGGGAGAAGAACAGGGAAAUGGCCGCGGCGCAAGUAUUCCCAAAGCCAAGUACUCGAGCAGAGCUCCUCUAAGGGACCUGAAGGAGUGUUCCGGUACGACUCCCAGCUCGAGAGAGAUGAGUUCACCUGUGAUUUCUCAGUCAAGCUGGCGGAGCAGUACAUCCAAAUCAUUUUCUCAACGAGACACCUCUGAGACUACAUUACGCCUACCACGCACCUUAUUGUACGAUCGCAUUAGCAAGACUCAAGCAAUGAGCACCAGAUCAACCCUGCCCACACCUGUCCUGAGUGACUCCGAUUCAGACUCAGACGCUGAAGAGUCAAGCCUCGAGAAAAGACACCGCCUAGUUGGCUCCUCUCUAAUCAUAACUCCACAGAAAGAAUCAGCUCCAACCGUCAGUUCUGAAGAAAAAGAUCACGCCAUCUGUGCUAUAUCAGAGAGUCGCUCUGCGGAGGUUGUUGGCAUUGCCGUCAUCAAUAUCACUACGGGACAAGUGGAUUUAGCCAGAAUUCUGAACGAUGACAAGUACUUGUAUCAGCGUCUGGGAGACACAUUGUGGAAGAUGUCGUCAAAGCCGGAAAAGUUCCUCGUCGUCAACAGCGUCACGACGAAUAGCAGCAAGUCUUUACUCAUUUCUUGUCUGGAGCAAGACUUCCCAGAAGUCCCCAUAGUGCUUUGGGGAAGGGAACAUUGGAGUGAAGCAGAAGGGCUCAGGAUGAUUGAGCGUUUUGCACUUCGGGAUCAUGUGAUUGCUCUCAAUUCAGACCUUGAGAACAACUUCUACACUCCUUGUGCCUUUUCUGCUGUAAUGAAGUAUGUACAGAACGAGCUGAACAUUCAUUUUGCCAGCAACGCGUUACGAAUCAGAUAUAUUCAGCCACUCAACACCAUGGGUAUCGACCGCACCACCGUUGCCUCGUUAGAGCUGCUUCAAAAUACACGACGAGCCACUGCAAAGAAUUCGACGCUUUUCGGUAUACUCAACAGUACUAAAACCCCCCAAGGACACCGCUUGCUACGCACAACCCUCUUACAGCCGAGUACAAACAAGGAAGAGGUUAUAGAACGGUAUGAAUCAGUUGAGGAGUUGUCUACUAACGAAGACCUUUUUCGUGAGUUGCGCAAAGCACUCGAAGAGCUUGUUCGAAUCGACUUUGAGCGCGUCAUCGUAUGGAUCAGCCAGGAACAACCCAACCCACGGCAGCCUCUGGAAGAAGGCGUUCCAGGAUGUACAAAUCAAGGCCUACUCCUACCAACCCACGCGGAGCUUACCAAAGCGGAACAGGAGUUGAACUCCAUACUCAUGCUGAAGAAGUAUCUUAGUGGCAUUGACGCAUUGCAUGGUACACUUGAAGCAGCUGGGUGCAAAAGCCGUCUAUUGAGAUGGAUCAGGGAUAGGUUUGCACCAGAGCACACUGAGCCCGUUCAAAGGGCCAUGGAAGAGAUGAUAGAGGAUGAUGCUGCCUACAGUAAAAAGCCAAUAGAGUUGAGGAACAAUCGGAUGUGGGCUGUCAGAGCUGUGCGUAAUUCCGUUCUUGGAAAAGCACGGAGGUUAUUCACAGCUCUUACGAAUGACCUCAAUGAGUAUUUUGAUGUGCUAGACAACCAGUUCAAUGAGGUUUUGGGAACUCGUGCAAACUUGCACAUGGACAGCAACCGGCGGUAUUGGCUCAGGUUUGAUUACUCAGAUGUCGAACGUGAAAUACAACCUCAAUCCGACGUUCAAAAGGGGAAUUCCGGCGAAGUCAGCCACUGGAAGCAGGUCUCCAUCGCCGGUCUCGAAAUGAUUAACGGCACUAGGGAUAAAAGGCAUUUCAAAUGCCAGACCACUGAGCUUCUCCAGAGAAGCAGGGCUAUUCAGCUCCAGGCAGACAUUGCAACGAUGCAGAGCGAUAGAUUGGUCAUCGAGCUCAAAAGGAGACUUCAAGAGCAUUCGAGUCUCAUGUUCGAUAUCAGCGAUGCUAUUGCAUUGCUCGACAUGCUUAGCUCAUUUACACAGGCUGCCACUACUCAAGACUACGUUCGACCCAUGAUCACCGACAGCAUGGUUAUAAAACAGGCGAGACAUCCGAUUGUUGAGGCGCGAACCGACCAAUAUGUUGCCAACGACGUGUAUUCUGGUGAUCAAUCCGGACGUUUCCAGGUGAUCACCGGCGGUAACAUGAGCGGCAAGAGCACGUUCAUCCGAUCGGUUGCCCUGAUUCAAAUCAUGGCACAGAUGGGAUCCUUCGUCCCUGCGCAAUUUGCGUCCAUUUCCAUCUGUGACAGAGUAUUUGCUAGAGUCUCCACGGACGAUGCGCCUGAGAAUAACCUGGGAACAUUUGGUGUGGAGAUGAGGGAGACAAAUGCCAUCUUGAGACAAGCCACAGCACAAAGCAUGAUCAUCAUGGACGAGCUUGGCCGGGGAACUUCUCCAAAAGACGGUCAGGCUCUCGCCAUUGCUAUCGUCGAGAAGUUAAUCAAGAUGAAACCACGUGUCUUUUUUGCAACGCACUUCACUCGUAUUCCUCAACUUUUGAACAAAAUUUAUCCGAGAGAUGUCUUGAACGUUCACUUCCAAGGCCAAAGCCAAGCAGUAGGCCAAAUCACACAGAUCACACUGCCACAUACUCUCGCCGGAGGUCCCGUGCAGAACGAGGACUACGGCAUCGAACUAGCGCGCUGCGUUCUUCCUGGAUCCAUAGUGAACACUGCUGAGGAGGUUUUGAAAGCCUUGCGUGAGGGCCAGAAGCCACAACAGAGUGGAGAAAAGGGAAGGGAGGCUAGACAAAGGAAGCUCACGCUAGCUUUGCCUGUUGUUAUGAAACAAGCCCUCGACUCGACCAUGGACGAUGCCGCAUUGGGUUCGUACCUGCGGAGGUUGCAGACCGAGUUCACGCUUAGGUGGUUUGGUGUUGAGGAGGGAGAAGAAGACGGCGAGGUGGAAGAAGUCGAUGAGAAUGCUGGAGAGGCCGAUGAAGGCCGUCCUGCAGAAGGUGAUAAGGUUAUGGACGUUAGUCAAAGUGGACGGAAGCGGCCUGCUGCUGAGAAUGAUGGGGGCGAGGAAGGAGAAGUUGCUGAAGCUGAGAGUGAUGCAGAACGCGAAGGAAGACAGAAGCGGAGGAAGGAAGAUUAGUCCACGAAGGCGAAGGGGGUUUGAACAGUUUGAAGGUCAAAGGUUCCCGGAUAUCGGUCGGAAAUUACUUGCUAACUUGUAAACACUUCGUUCCGAAUACAAGGACGGGUGGGAAAUAGUUUGUAGAUGUAGCUGUCGAAUCAAAAAGAAAAUUGC
This is a messenger RNA of Neurospora crassa OR74A, 4113 nucleotides long. It is a transcript of the gene msh4, whose product is annotated as mutS ortholog 4 protein. The transcript has 8 exons. Gene Ontology annotation, biological process: reciprocal meiotic recombination; mismatch repair. Lineage: Eukaryota; Fungi; Ascomycota; Sordariomycetes; Sordariales; Sordariaceae. The record is from RefSeq and is a predicted model, not a curated record. Gene Ontology annotation, cellular component: nucleus. The coding region runs from base 1 to 3957 and encodes 1318 amino acids. Gene Ontology annotation, molecular function: ATP-dependent DNA damage sensor activity; ATP binding; mismatched DNA binding.